This is a messenger RNA of Brassica rapa (field mustard), 566 nucleotides long. RefSeq names its product non-specific lipid-transfer protein 11. NCBI's taxonomy places the organism in Eukaryota, Viridiplantae, Streptophyta, Magnoliopsida, Brassicales, Brassicaceae. Gene Ontology annotation, biological process: lipid transport. The record is from RefSeq and is a predicted model, not a curated record. Gene Ontology annotation, molecular function: lipid binding.
ACAUUGAGAAAACACAUUUUCAAGUAAAAGAUGACGAACAUUACUUCUAAAACAUGGACCAUGUUACUGUUUGUCAUCACACUUUUAAUGGUGAUUGCGUACCAUGAGGGAGAAGCCAUAUCAUGUUCGCAGAUAAACAUGUUUUUAGCACCAUGUUUGUCUUAUCUAAGAGGUGGAGGAAACCCAUCUCAACCGUGUUGCGCCGGUCUUAAUAGCCUAAAAGCCGCUGCGCCUGGGAAGGCAGAAAGACAAACAGCUUGUCAAUGCUUGAAGAGCGUAUCUAAUACAAUCCCUGGAAUCAACGAUGAUAAUGCCAAACAACUACCUUCUAAAUGUGGUGUUGACUUAGGUGUUCCUUUCUCUAAGAGUGUGGACUGUAACAGCAUAAACUGAAAAGAGGACUACGUAACGGCCAUGCAGCUAUAUAAUAAAAUGGAUAUCAUGAAAGCGCAAAAGCAUCAUGAACAAAUUAACUGGAUACUUUAUUAUUAAUCUUCUGAUCAUAUGGUUUAUACAUGUAAUCAGUCAGUCAUAUAUGGUAAAUAAAAUCCUCUUCCUACUCAUAA